Juglans regia (Persian walnut) is the source of this 609-nucleotide messenger RNA. RefSeq lists its product as uncharacterized. NCBI's taxonomy places the organism in Eukaryota, Viridiplantae, Streptophyta, Magnoliopsida, Fagales, Juglandaceae. The record is from RefSeq and is a predicted model, not a curated record. Bases 1 to 609 code for a protein of 202 amino acids. The transcript has a single exon.
AUGGAUGGAGUCGAAUUAAAAAUAGUAGAUAAAUUUAAGCGUCUACUUUGUCUUGACAAGAUUGAAAAUUGGAAGUCAGUACCUUACGGCAAAGAGAUUCAUGAGGCUAGAGUCGAAUUCAACAAGGCAAAAAAAUUUAAAGCGAAAUUUAAGUGUCUACUUGCUCUUAGAGAGAUUGAAGACUGGAACAUACAUGGCACCACAGAGCUUGCAGAAGCUAGAAUCAGAUUCAAGAAGACAGAUAAAUGUGACAUGUUUUCCAUAAAGUUCAACAAUGGGCUAAUGGAGAUUUCACCUUUGAGCAUAGGAGAUCAAACAAAGACUUACUUACGAAAUCUAAUUGCAUAUGAGCAAUAUUGUGAUCGUGACAAUGGUUUUAAUUACGUCAGCAACUAUGUGCGUUUCAUGGAUGAUCUCAUUAACACUCCAAAGGAUGUUGAAUUACUCCAUCGAAGUGGAAUUAUCCAAAAUUAUUUGGGUGAUGAUGAAGUUAUUUCCACCAUGGUUAACAAGCUUUGUGACAAUAUCAAUUUUUCAACCACAAAGUCCAUUUAUGCUAGAACUUCCAUGGAUGUGAACAUGCAUUGCAGGAGACACAGGAAUGUAUGA